This is a messenger RNA of Drosophila innubila, 1553 nucleotides long. RefSeq lists its product as uncharacterized. Gene Ontology annotation, cellular component: cytoplasmic microtubule. The record is from RefSeq and is a predicted model, not a curated record. The coding region runs from base 126 to 1277 and encodes 383 amino acids. The transcript is spliced from 5 exons. NCBI's taxonomy places the organism in Eukaryota, Metazoa, Arthropoda, Insecta, Diptera, Drosophilidae.
UUUGAACAGGUUGGUUGUCUGUUUUCAUUCUGUUUUUGUACGCUGGCAAACACGACAACAUUUAAAUUUCUAAUAAAUUUAUUGAAACACAAAAAGACAUAUCGUAGCCAAGAUUCAGCAAAAUAAUGUCGAACACCUCAAUUCGCCCAAUACCCACAUUGAAGGGCAUGUUUACUGUGCCGCGCGUCACACAGGGGCGUAACUUUUUACAAGAAAAUAAAAAGAGCUUGCGCUCCUUGGAGAAGACUACAACAGAGAAGCUAGCGGCAAAGGAACCUGUGCGUCCAAAAUGGAUGCCGCCAUUACGUCGCACCUCAUCCGAGGCACAGGAAACGAAACGUUGCCAAGCUGAAAACCAUGCAGUGUCAAGACAACAUGAAAACAAACCCUGUCAGUUGGGAAGCCGCAGCAACUCUCGCUCCCAGAACAGCCUGAAUAAUAACAAUCAAUUAUCGUCCGAAUCUUCAGAGCAUUAUGCACCAUCUGAAAAGCGUGAGCUACAGAAAGCUUACAGUGCUUCACAGUCGGAACAAUUAUCUGAACGUUGUCAAUCAUGUGGCAUCGAACGCAGCCUAACAACCAUAGGCAUACAGACAGAGGACAUAAUGGAUGAACUGUAUCUUACUAAUGCCCUAAAGAAAUGCAACUUUGAUGGCAAAUCAAUUUUGAGUGGCGGACGCAACUUUUAUACAGGUGACGAUUAUGAUGAAAACUACGGGAACUAUAAUCAAUACGAUGACAAUGAUCAGCCACUGUCUGAUCGCUCCAAACAUAGUCGCCUUAAUAUGGACGACAACGAAGCGAUGCCCAUGCCACAUGUGAAUAGCUUGCCUAUAGACAACUCCGAUGAUGAGGCACCACUUAGCGCACGCAGUCGUGCCACUGUUGGUAGCAUGGCAUCGAAUGUCACCACCAAGUCAAAGCGUGGCGAACACAAGCUAGGCUCACGUGAUGAUCUGCGUCUUCCACGCUAUUUGGAAAAGGAAAAACGCGAAAAAGCCGAAGCUAAGGGACGAGUUGAGGCACGUGAUCCCGACUGUCCCCGUGGCCAUGUAUUGCUCAGUGAGCCGGAUCGCCUUGCAGCUCUAGCUGGUGCCAAGAAGCGCUUUGAUGGGCUCAUCUAUGAGCUAAAUCACAUGCCCAUGUCUGCUGAGACUCUGCGUGUGCGUUCUCGUAAAAACGAAAUUGAAAAAGAACUCAAAAGCGCCGAGGAUGAAAUACGCAUAUAUUCAAAGUCCAAGGUUUAUGUAAAAGUAACUAAAUCACGAAACCUUUAAUACGCGGCAAGUUAUAAAGAAAACAAAACAAAACAAGCAAAAAGACAAAAAAAAAAAAUACAAGGAAUCUACUAAAGAAUUACUGGGAAGCUAUGUCUCAAAAGAAGACGUAUUUUUAUUGUAUAUCAAUGAAGGUAUCACUAGUCGUUUUGUGUUAUAAGUAUUUAUAUUUUUUAAUUGAGCAUGAACAAACUAUUUAUAAGUGGUCUAUAUGGACAACACUUAUCAAUAAUCAACACUAAAAAAUAAACGUUAACUGCAGUCUAAACUUAUGCU